AAUCCGUCCGGACCCAUCCAUUCCCCGUCCCGUUGCCUGCCGCGCAGCGAGAGACAUCCCGUCCUCGUCGGCGCCGCUCCCCUCCCCUCCCACCGUCUCUCCUCGCACGUCCCCCUUUCCUCCCGAUCGCACCAUCUCUCCACCCUCCCCCGCUCCCGUAGUCCCGUAGCUCUCUUCCACGGCCCCCUCCCGACCGUGCCAUCUCCCCUAGGUGGCGCUGUUGGUCGCGGUUCUUGAGAGUUGAGACGCACGCGAGCUGUUCGACGUUCUGCCCAGAUGGACGGGAACCGUAAGCGCAAGACCGUUGACAGCGACUAGCAUGGUCCUCCUGUCAAGAAGGCCUCGACGGGCACGCCCGGUGACUCCUCCUUUUCCCAGUUCGGCGGAGUUGCCGAUGGACGGAACGUCACCUGGACGGCACCGAGCACGACCGCUGUGCCGAUGGAGUCUAUAGGACGGAUGGAUCGUUCGGCCACCCCCAGUCGCCUAGACGGCAACCGCUCCGCAGGCGCGUCCGGGCCCCUGCGCAUCUGAGAACCAAUGCCCCUGCUGGGAAACAGCAAGCGCUCUGUGGGCGCAUCCAGGCCCCUGCGCAUCCAAGCGGAGAGCAGCAGUGAGGAAGGCCGCGUCGGGCUGGGGACACCUGCACCAUCACAACAUCCGUUGCCUGGUGGCGCACUCACCCGUCGUGUGGAUACCUCCAAUCUCCAGGAACCACUGCCCACCGCUGUGUCUAAGCUACCUUCUCAGGACAAAAAUGCUUCUGUUAUUGUGAUAGUUCCCGGAUGGUCUUCUGAUGAUAAUAACUUCUCGGAGGCAGUGAAGAAACUGUUGUUUGGCCGAAUAGGGGCAGACCACUCAGUUGAUCAAAAGGUGCCACCGCCAGCAGUGAGAACAGUGAUUGUACAUAUCUUUGGUAGAUAUGGACCAUAUCUAGCUCGUCAUAUGGAGGGAUUGACUGCGCAAGCCCAUCUUAGGCGUCAAGAAAUGACAUUUGAACCAAAUAUGUGCCACAGAGGUAUAAUCAAGGAGAGAGUGGAUGAACUCUUGGAGCCAGCGAGGCCUUCCUCUCCGAAGUGCUGUUCUUGCGAUCGGCCUGCUGACUGGAUAACAUCAUGCUGCUCGUUGAUGCUAUGCUCGUAUUGCAUGCCGGACAAGUUUCAUCAGAAGCACAAGCGAGGACAUAGCCGGGAACUCUGCCGCGCGCAAGGUGCCAUUGGCCUGCUCAAUCCCCGGAGUCCGUUGGAGGAGGAAACGAGGUACCUGAUGAAAAAUGACAUGCUCUGCAAGCGAGAAAUUAUUCUACAGGUUGAGGACGAGGAGAGCGGGAGAACACGGGAGUGCGACAUUUUCGUGCUCAGAAGCAUGUUACCUCUGGCUGACCUGUGGAACAGGAAGCGCUUAAACAGGCUAUUCACGUGUGGCUAUCACAUGAGGUGGAAUGGGGUGCUCGACGAGCUCUUCAGAACGGAGAACAAGCUAUCUUUCAUGAAGUAGCGAGUAGUAAUAGAGGCUUACGUUUGUUCUGUAUGCGAUUACUAGAACCGUUGUUCAGUAACUCAGAUCUGUUUUCUGGUACCCUGCCUUUUGGAUUGCUCUUCUUUUAUUGUCUAUGCGAUGUUAUUCAGCUUGCGAAUCUUGUUGAGACAUGUAACCGUUGCUUACCAUUGCUCAUGUUUUCUGGUAGCUGAGCCUUUUGGAUUUUAA
This is a messenger RNA of Oryza sativa Japonica Group (Japanese rice), 1707 nucleotides long. RefSeq lists its product as uncharacterized. The record is from RefSeq and is a predicted model, not a curated record. NCBI's taxonomy places the organism in Eukaryota, Viridiplantae, Streptophyta, Magnoliopsida, Poales, Poaceae.